This is a messenger RNA of Rhinocladiella mackenziei CBS 650.93, 903 nucleotides long. RefSeq lists its product as uncharacterized. Lineage: Eukaryota; Fungi; Ascomycota; Eurotiomycetes; Chaetothyriales; Herpotrichiellaceae. Gene Ontology annotation, biological process: chorismate biosynthetic process; shikimate metabolic process. The transcript has a single exon. Bases 1 to 903 code for a protein of 300 amino acids. The record is from RefSeq and is a predicted model, not a curated record. Gene Ontology annotation, molecular function: shikimate 3-dehydrogenase (NADP+) activity.
AUGGGAGUUUCGGACGCCAGACACCGCUUGUACAUCGCAGGAGGCCCUGGAGGGUCAUCCAUCGCCCCACCGGCACACGAGUUCAUCGCAAGGAGCUUGGGCAAAGAUUGGACCAUGGAUUUCCUUCAGCUGAACAGUCCUACGGAAGUCAUCGAGAUAUACCGCCGGCCAGAUUUCAGAGGAGGCGUGGUAACCAUGCCUCAUAAACGCAGCAUAAUACCGAUGAUUGACGAGGUCGACAAUUAUGUUCGUGCGCUUUCAGCCUGCAAUUUGAUCUAUCCGGAUCUCAAAGGGCGCCUUUGUGGAACGAACACGGACUGGAUCGGCAUCAGCGAGUCGAUUUUGGUUCAUGAGCAAGAACAUCUUCCCGGACGGAUUGCCUUGGUGUAUGGUGCCGGGGGCGCUGCCCGCGCCGCUAUCUAUGCUCUUUUGCAGAUACUUAAAUGUUCCCAAGUCUACGUGAUCAAUCGCGACUCAAAGGAGGUGGAAGAUCAGGUUGCAGAUGUCUCGAAAUAUAACCGCACAGCGUCUUUAAAUGUGCUUCACAUACAAACCGUCAAUCGUGCCAGCACACUUUCCAGCCCGCAUUUCAUUGUCAGCACCGUGCCAGAUCAGGAUGCGAUCACGGAAGCUGAGGCGGAGGCCAGAAAGAUACUGGUCGAAUUCCUCUCUAGAGAAAGCAAGGGGCUGCUGGUCGAUAUGUGCUAUCACCCAUUAAGGACAAGAAACGUUCAACUGGCCGAAGAGAAUGGAUGGAGGACAGUCAAUGGCAUUGAGGUGAUAGGAUAUCAACUGAAAACGCAGUGGUCCUUUUUCGGAAGCCCAGAGAUUCCAGAUCGGGCUGCUGAAUUUCUACAAGCACUGGCAAAGGAUUAUGAUUCUCGAAAUGUGCACGAUCAUUAG